AUGAAGAUAGAUCAUUUAAUCCUACUUGUCUCUUCACUUUCAAUGCUGACUUAGGCAGCUGAUAAACUUGGAUUUGUAUUCGAACUAGUUAGACAUGGUGCUAGAGCUCCUUAAAAAGCCUAGAAAGAUCAAUUUAUGGUGCCUGAGGGUAUGCUUACAGCUAGCGGAUAGAGGUAGAGAUAUCUGAUGGGAUCUCUAAACAAGUAGAGAUAUAUUGAUAUAGGCUUGCUUGAUGAUACCUACAAUCCAGCAUAGAUUUAUAUUCAGUCUACAAAUUUCUUCAGAACAAUUCAAAGUAGCUACGCUGAACUCAUUGGAAUUUACCCACCUUCAUAGAAAACUAAGUUAAAUGAUGGUGAAAAGCAAAGUCUUAAAAGCGGAAAAGGAAUGCCAAAGCUCAAAAUUAGAAAUCAAGGCAAGACUGUAGAUCCAGGUUAAGAUCCAAUGGAAGGAUUUUAAUAUAUUCCAGUAUUCAAUUAUCAAACUCCUGAUGAAUCAGAUGAUUUAAUGACUGGAGGCUGUAAGCUAAUCGACGAAGCUGAUGCUUAUCUUUUCCCUAGAAAUGAUACUUAUGAGCCAGUUGCAGAUUAUAUAAUGCCUGUCCUAAGAAAGCCAAUUCAAGUUGCUUAUGGAUUAACUGACGACCAAGCAUGGGGUUUGAGCUAUCCCCAGUUGUAUGAUUAUAGUGAUUCUCAAUUGGCUGAGGAUAAAGAAGGAAUCCCAAGAAGAUAUAGCUAUUCAGCUGAAGAAUGGUUUUACAUGAGAAAUACAUAAAAAUGGGCAUUAUCUCUAACUUUUCCUUAAGAAUACAAAAAGAUAUUCGCAACUAAAAUCAUGAGAAAUCCUUUGAUGAAUAUGCACAAUAGAAUGAAUGAAAUUAAUGAUGGAGAUAAAACUAGAGACUCUCUUAGAUAUUUCAUUUACUCUGCUCAUGAUCUUUAAAUAGCCAAUAUUUUGGAAUGGCUUCACCCAGUUGGUCAUGACUUCGUUGAUGUUACUUAUGGAAGCUCAAUUUUCUUUGAGUUAUGGUAUGAUACUGACUGUGUCAAUUCAUUGAGAGAUGAAUCAUGCUUUAAGGUUAAGAUAAUUCACAACGGUAUGCCUCUUAAGCUCAGCACUUGUCUUGAUGCAAACUGGUACACAAGAGGAAGUUAUGAUCAAAUUUGUACCUAUACAGACUUCAGAGCACACACCACUAACUUUGGAUAUUCAGGUAUGCCACUCCAUGAAAAGUGCGCAGAGACCUUCACUCCACCUUCAAUGGAAUGA
Molecule: messenger RNA, 1269 nt
Organism: Stylonychia lemnae
Lineage: Eukaryota; Ciliophora; Spirotrichea; Sporadotrichida; Oxytrichidae
Source: the annotation of a GenBank genome assembly